Molecule: messenger RNA, 1512 nt
Organism: Penicillium angulare
Lineage: Eukaryota; Fungi; Ascomycota; Eurotiomycetes; Eurotiales; Aspergillaceae
Exons: 2
Coding region: 1-1512 (503 amino acids)
Source: RefSeq, a predicted model, not a curated record
AUGACUGCUGCGCCGCCGGUGCACCCUGUCCCAGACAGUGGUAUGAAUGGACCUGCGUCUCUUGCCAAUGGUCUACAACGUUACCAUCCUAUCGCCAUGAAUCCAAACCCUUCACCUCAUCCAGCCAUGCCUCCUCCAGAGCAAAUGGUUCAGAAUCAUCAUUUCCGUCACUUUGCACCACCUUUAUUGCACGAUCAUCAUGCUGGACCCCCGGCUGUACCGCCCACCCCGAGCCCAACCAACAUAGAGCAGAUCGAACAGCGUCUACGGCAAUUGGAACACGAGGAGAUGAGCCGGAUGGCAGCCCGUACUCAUUUGUUGGCGAUACGUAAACGGGAAGAUGAAGAUUUCCGCAGGAUGACAGAAAAUGCUGAAGCAGAAGAAGAGGAUCUUCGAAGACAACGCAAACGGAUCAAGAGAGAGUCUAUGGGCCUGGGACCUAAUGGAGCCGCUGAUUCGCCUCCUCUGCGACCUACACCACCUCGCCGACUGUCAGAGACCAGUGCAGCUACUACACUCGCCUUUUUCAAGCAACAGAGCCCACCAGAACCACGUCAAACUCCUCUUCCACCUGUAUCACAGGCUCAACAAGCUCCUCCUAUGCCCCCACCAGCUCAUCUUCACCACCCAGCCCAUCCUUCUCAUCCUCACCACGCACAUCAGCAACAUCAACCACACCCUUCUCACCAGCAACAUCAGCCUCAUCCUUCUCAUCCUUCUCACCAACCUCACCAUCAAACUACACAACCUCAACCUCCCCACCAAGUAGUCCAUCACGACUCCAUGAACGGCCCAGGAUCCAUCCGCCGCAAGCAAAAAUACACCAUCAAAAACGUCGAAGCAUGGGGUGAGCGUCACGGACGCCCAGCAGCCCACGACCCCUCAGGCCGAGCUCUCUGGAAGCGCCCAUCAGACGGCAGUCUCGUCUACCUAACAUGCCCCAUCCAAGGUUGUAGCAAAUCCGACUUCGUCACCCUCCACGGCUUCAUGUGCCACCUAACAAAAAAGCACAAAGACCGCACACUGGGCAGCCAGUCCCGAGCCCUCGAGCUCUGUGGACUCGUAUACGAUCCCAAUUCACCCCUGCCACCCGUCAAAGCCCACCGCGGCUCAACAGAGAGCGCAACACCAAUGGACCACGACGGCGAAACAGGCGAAGAUUUAGACUCCGACUCUGAAAUGGAAGACGAACACUCACCGGAGUCUUACCGGGUUAAGACUGAAAUGUCGGAUCGCCCUUCAGACGCACACGAUAUGCCCGCACAACACGAUAUGUCUCCUGUGCCUAAUCAUAUGUCGAACGGUUUAUCAACCAAGCAGUCUAUCUCGUCUAUUAUUGAUCGAUCCCCUGAACCAGAGACAAGGGAAGCUCUGGCCUCUCUACCACCUUCUGAACCUGUUUCUCAGGGUCCUACACCAACCAUCGAGUCAACGGUGCCUGUUAAGCGGAAAUUCGAGUACUCACCCGAGAAAGAAAAUACAGAGCCGAAGGAAAGGUCUACACCUGAAUAA